This is a messenger RNA of Cryptomeria japonica (Japanese cedar), 734 nucleotides long. RefSeq lists its product as uncharacterized. The record is from RefSeq and is a predicted model, not a curated record. The transcript is spliced from 5 exons. The coding region runs from base 83 to 505 and encodes 140 amino acids. Lineage: Eukaryota; Viridiplantae; Streptophyta; Pinopsida; Cupressales; Cupressaceae.
AUCCAAAAACAUACGGAACAAGACAAUCUAAAAGCCUAUUUAACAUUUCACCACAUUUAUCCUAUCAAACAUAUCCUUAAAAAUGGCAACUUUUCUCCAUCACAUUGCAAGGGAAACUGCAGACGUUCAGCGCCUUGCUAAAUUUUAUGAGGAGGUUUUGGGGUUUCACCGAAUUGAUACUCCCGAUUUCGGUCGAGAAGUUGUAUGGCUUUCUCUUCAGUCUGUUGUUGCACUGCAUAUCAUUCGAAGGGACCAAAAUGCAAAUCUUCCAGAAACUCCAUUCAAUACACAAGCUGAUACCAAGAAAUUAGACCCACAACAGAUUACAUCAGGGCAUCACUUAUCAUUCGCUGUUUCUGAUUAUGAUGCCUUUGUCAAGAAGCUAAAUGAAAGGGGGAUUUCAACUUUCGAGCAAAUCCGACAAGGAGGGGAAAUAAAACAAGUAUUUUUCUUUGAUGUUGAUGGAAAUGGCUUGGAAGUUGGUAACUGGCCUCCACCUGUUUGAAAAUCAAAUGUGUAAUUGUUAAAGCUAUAUACAGAUGGCACAGUGUUCAGUGCAUGCCAUUUAUGUUUGGUUAACUCAUAAUGUAUAGGUAAAUAGCAUCUUUUUAGUGAAAAUUUGAAAAAAAAAAUUAUGCUGGAUAAAAUUUGGUUGGAAGUACAAUUAUAUGUGGUGGGACUUCUUCACAGACUUUAUUUCGCUAUUAUUAAAUAAAAUAAUUACCUUUAUAGCA